Molecule: messenger RNA, 399 nt
Organism: Acanthoscelides obtectus
Lineage: Eukaryota; Metazoa; Arthropoda; Insecta; Coleoptera; Chrysomelidae
Source: the annotation of a GenBank genome assembly
AUGGCGCACCCAUCCGUGCGGUUAUCGUGUUGCCAGCAGGCGGCCGCCCAAGCGGCCCAGGGGCGGCCCCCUAUGGCUCGUCGCGGGGGCCCAGCCAGCCCCGACACCCUCCUGGACGUGACAGCGCGAGUGGUCGCCGAGAACAUCCCGUUCCAACGCGUCGAGGAACGGUACGACCGCAUCCCCGAGCCGGUGCAACGCCGAAUCAUCUUCUGGUCGUUCCCCAGGAACGAAAGGGACAUCUGUAUGUAUUCCUCAUUGUCGCGAGUGCCCCCCGCGAGUGGUUCUUCGUCUGGAUCGGCGGCUGUCGAGCCGCAGAACUUGAGUUUUUGCAAGGGAUUAAAGUUACUAGAGAUGGGGUGUGUGGAUAACGUCUUGCAAGUUGGUGAGUUACAAUAA